UCUCACCAUCCCGUAGGGACAAUGUCUGAGCGGGCGCCUGCCCCAGGGCCCGGCGGCUGAGAGGGCGGCAGAGAUCGGAGGGAGGUGUUCCCCUGGGCCAGGAGUCAUCCAAGGGAAAGCUGUUGAAGCAAAACCAAUCCAGGUAACCCCUCCGGAGCCAUUAUUCCCUUUCCAGCAGAAGGAGCUGGCAGCUGAAAGGUAUGCCGUGACUGCCAGUGGCUUUCUGCCUAAGGGACCAGGAGAGAAUGCUCCAAUGGAGAGGUUCCAGAAAUUCAUUUUACUUCUUCUCAUCUUAACUGGUUUGCUGACAGACCUUGGCUUUUGUUACUCUAUCAUAGAAGGCCCUGCUAAUGCAACAGUCCUUGCUGGUUCAGAAGCCCACUUUAAUUGCACUGUGUCAUUAGGAUGGGUAAUUCUCAUUUGGCUGUCCAAUGGCAUUCCUGUCCUCACUGUCAUCAGUUCUCAAGGACCUGUUGUAACAUCAGAUCGCUUCACCUCUCAGAAUUACACCAGUAGCAAUGCCUUUACCUCUGAGCUGAUAAUCCAUCAGACACAGAUGAGUGACUCUGGAAAAAUUGAAUGCAGCACCCAGCAACCUGGUGGGAGCAGUUUUGCGUUUCUUUCUGUUCAAGUUAAUGGAUCUUUAUUCAUCACAAAUAGCACCUUAACAGUAAAAGAGAACAAAACAAUUGACAUUGUUUGUGAAGCCUUAGGAUGGGCUCCAGCUCCAAACAUUACUUGGAUGACAAAUGACUCUUCCAUUGAUAAGUCGAGGUAUGUUACCCAGCACAGUCAAGGAUCUAAUGACCUCCACAAUGCUCUGAGCAUCCUAACUUUGACUCCAACGGAUACCGAGAUUUUGACUUGUUUAGCUGACAUAGAAGCACUCCCUAGCCCUCAGAAUGCAAGUGUAACUGUUAUUUUUGUCAACCCUGCUACAGAAAAUGAGUACAGUGAAGACAGUGGAAGCACGAGGGUUAUUGUACUUGCAGUGGUGCUUUCAGUUCUUGGUAUUAUUCUUCUGAUCAUUAUUAUUGUGGUUGUUGUACGCUGCUCCUGCCUAAAGAAGGAAGAGUCUAUAUAUCAAAUGGAAAUAAGAAAAGCUGCAGCUGAGAAGAAAAAAGAUGCUGAUUUGGAAGACAGGCAACGGCAUGGCAGUGAGAAUCAGGGCUACAUUCCAGAGGAACUGUGGAACGCAGCAAAAAUCCCAAGAGUAACCUUCCUUGCACCAAUGUCUUCAAAGUUCACUGUCUCUGAUGCAGGUUUAUAUACCAGUUCUGUACCAAAGGUGGAGCCUCAAAAAUAUGUUGAUUAUCCAAUCAACCUAAAGAAAAUUAGAAAUGUGACACUUGUUUAGGAUGUGCUUCAGGAAAUUUCUCCAUCUGAUACAUUGUACAUGUUUGGAUGGCUUCCUGCAACAGAGAAAGGUUCUCUCAGUUUAAGCUGUUUUUCCUUUUUUUCCUCAUGUAAUGAAAUAAAAUUGCAACCUUUAUCAUGUAACAUUUGAUAUCUCAGCAAAUAGUGGACACAAAUGACAGUCUCAACUUCAGAGACAAUGGAUUUGAUGGGACUCUACAAGAGCAAGAAUCGGUGCUUUGGGUCCCAAGGAAAUCAGCAAAAGUCCUGUCAGCCAGAAAUAGUUAUCCACAGCAAGAUGAAGGACUGGAUCUGCAAGCCAUUUAUUAGGUUGGAAGACCAAGUUAAUAAUCAUAAUACUGGUUAAUGCAAUAUAUACUGCUUUUUAAUGUACUUUAUGUACAGCUGAUCGUCUUGAGAUUAUAGAGCAAUGUUCUGUAAUAUAUUUCUGUUCUGUAAUAAAAUUAAGGAUUUUUUUCAUGGGGACUGUUUCAGAACUUCUAAUGAAAGUAUUUUCAGAUCAGAAUGCAUUUGUUUCAUCCUUUUCUUAAAAGUGUUUCUCUUAAAUACCUUACAGUUUUAAAUAAAAAAACAAUCAUCACCCACAAGCCAAAAUACCCUAUUUUGAUUGAAAUGCAAAAAAAUUAAGCCGGGAAAUAUGGAUUUGAAACUCCUGACCUUGAAGAGUUGUUGCUUGAAUGCUUUAUGCCUCUGCUCUACUUGUGGGCUCAGUCUGGCAGCCAAAUGACUUGGGUUGCUGCUGGUGUUCCUGCUGGACCCUGUUUCUUCAUCAGGGACAGAGCUGAUAAUGACCAUGGGAAACGCACUUUAGCCAGCGAACCUCAACAGUAGAACAGAUCUGGCACAUGGACCCUAUACCUGUCUUCACUGGCUGAAAAUUAUGAUUUCUAGCUG
Molecule: messenger RNA, 2271 nt
Organism: Calypte anna (Anna's hummingbird)
Lineage: Eukaryota; Metazoa; Chordata; Aves; Apodiformes; Trochilidae
Gene: IGSF5
Product: immunoglobulin superfamily member 5
Exons: 9
Coding region: 254-1357 (367 amino acids)
Biological process (GO): cell-cell adhesion
Source: RefSeq, a predicted model, not a curated record